UUUUUCACUGACGAUUUGAUUUGACGACAUUUGCAUUUUCUUACGGCGUGGGUUACCGUUUAUCCUCAAUUUUAGUACGUUACUAUAGUUAUUUAGCUUCAAUUCUAGCACUCUAAAAUGCGUAAAAGGAAGUCUCUCAAGAAAAACGAUGAGGACUCCGAUGGCUCUGAAGGUGCAGCCGAACCAGAAGAAUUUCAAGACUCUGGUGAAGAUUGGACGCCGGAUGCCGACUCGGUAGAGCAACCUGUGAGAGGAGCUCGUAAGCGAGGGUCGAAGGCGUCUCUGAACAACUCUAAAAAGAAAAAGAAGGGUGAAGACUCUGAAGAGAGUGAGGGAGAAGGAGAAGAAGAUGAGGAUGGCGAGGGCGAGGAGGAGGAGGGGGACCUGGACGACGAGGAGGGCUCUGAUGACGAGAAAAAUGGAUCCGACGGAAAUAAAUCGGAUUCUAGCCAAUCUAAAGAUGUACCAAAACAUUUCCAUUCUGGCAACUUUGUGUUGUUGAAGUCAGAUGUGAAAUGGGAUGGUGACACAGUUAUAUCAAAACUGGAUGAACUGAACCUGUGGAAAAUUGAUGGGAAAGCAUUGCUACAGAAGUUCAUUCCCAUGGAGUCCAAUGGAAAGGUCUUGCACAAGUGCACUUGUGUGUAUUCUGGAUGGAAUGUGGACAAUCGCGAGAGCUACUAUCCAAUAACUGAGAUUUUGGACAGAAAUCCUCGCACAGAAUCAAAGGAAAUAUGUGUAGCAUUAGAUCUUAAUGAUCUUAUUAAAGUAAGAGACAAGUAGACUACUGGAUAAAGUUUUUUUUUAAUAUAACAUACAAAUAGAUAAGUGCAAAAAUGAUUGUCCUUUGUCACCAUUCCAUAUUACUUGUUGUGUAAUAGAAUCAUUUUACAAAGCUGGGAUAAUUCAUGAUUAAUAAAUUUAAUUGAGGAUAAUUGGA
Plutella xylostella (diamondback moth) is the source of this 940-nucleotide messenger RNA. RefSeq lists its product as uncharacterized. Lineage: Eukaryota; Metazoa; Arthropoda; Insecta; Lepidoptera; Plutellidae. The record is from RefSeq and is a predicted model, not a curated record.